This is a messenger RNA of Acinonyx jubatus (cheetah), 1210 nucleotides long. RefSeq names its product synuclein alpha (gene SNCA). The transcript is spliced from 6 exons. Gene Ontology annotation, cellular component: cytoplasm; neuronal cell body; axon terminus. The record is from RefSeq and is a predicted model, not a curated record. Gene Ontology annotation, biological process: regulation of dopamine secretion; synaptic vesicle endocytosis; chemical synaptic transmission. The coding region runs from base 228 to 650 and encodes 140 amino acids. NCBI's taxonomy places the organism in Eukaryota, Metazoa, Chordata, Mammalia, Carnivora, Felidae. Gene Ontology annotation, molecular function: cuprous ion binding.
UCCGAGGAGAGGAGUGAAGUGCACGCGGCUGGGAAAGCGGCGAGCGCCGGGAGAAGGGCGGGGAGAGGCGCUGACAAAUCAGCUGCGGGGGCGGCGAGCGGAGGAGAAGGAGGAGGAGAGAGAGGAAGAGGAGGCAGACCGCGACGACCAGAGGGGACCCGAGCGAAGGGGUGAGAGACCCAGCGCCGAGACGAGGGGCGAGUGUAGAGUAAAGGAAUUCAUUAGCCAUGGAUGUAUUCAUGAAAGGACUUUCAAAGGCCAAGGAGGGAGUCGUGGCUGCUGCUGAAAAAACCAAACAGGGUGUGGCAGAAGCCGCAGGAAAGACAAAAGAGGGUGUUCUCUAUGUAGGCUCCAAAACCAAGGAAGGUGUGGUUCAUGGUGUGACAACAGUGGCUGAGAAGACCAAAGAGCAAGUGACAAAUGUUGGUGAGGCGGUGGUGACAGGGGUGACAGCAGUUGCACAAAAGACAGUGGAGGGAGCAGGGAGCAUCGCAGCUGCCACUGGCUUUGGCAAAAAGGAUCAGUUGGGCAAGAAUGAAGAAGGAGGCCCACAGGAAGGAAUUCUGGAAGAUAUGCCUGUUGAUCCUGACAAUGAGGCAUACGAAAUGCCUUCUGAGGAAGGGUAUCAAGACUAUGAACCCGAAGCAUAAGAAAUACUUUUACUCGCAGUUUCUUGAGAUCUACUGAGAGAUGUUCCAUCCUGUACAAGUACUCAGUUCCAACGUGCCCAGUCAUGAUAUUUUUCUCAAAGUUUUUACAGUGUAUUUUAAACUCUUCCAUCAGCAGUGAUUGAAAUUAUCUGUACCUGCCCUUACUCAGCAUUUCAGUGCUUCCCUCUCACUGAAGUGAAUAUAUGGUAGCAGGGUCUUUGUGUGCUGUGUGGAUAUUGUGGCUUCAAAUCUAAAAGUUAAAUUAAAACACCUAAGUGACUACCACUUAUUUCUAAAUCUUCACUAUUUUUUUGUUGCUGUUCUUGAGAAGUUGUGAUUUAUUGUCAUAUAUUAUAAGAUUUCUAGGUGUCUUUUAAUGAUUCUGUCUAAAAAUAAUGAUGUAUUGUGAAAUUUGUUAAUAUAUACAAUACUUAAAAAUAUGUGAGCAUGAAACUAUGCACCUAUAAAUAUUAACUAUAAAAUUUUACUGUUUUGUGAUGUGUUUUAUUAACUUGUGUUUAUAUAUAAAUGGUGAAAAUUAAAAUGUCUCAUUACAAAGA